GUGCACUUGUCCACAUGUACUCACGACUCAAUCAAAUGCACUGGCUGCAGCUGCCUCAGCACAUCUUGCAAGUCAGAGGGCAGUGGGCAGCUGACAUCCACAGGCUGGCCCUGCACACGCGGACGGAGAGACAACACAAUAGAUACAGACAGAGAGAAGCACAGAUUGCGAUUGCGCCUGCCUGCCUACUUGUAGGUCGCAGAAGCGUAGGUUGUGACAGUGGAGGAACAACCGAGGGACCCAUGUCUUGUCAUCUGAUCGAUUCAAUUGCACCACAUAGUCAUGUGUGAUGUGGUCGCGCGCCUCACCUUCGAUUUGUCUUGCGGUGGCGUAUCUGUUCUCGCCAACUAAGGGAUAACCUAACACACAUACACCGACAUCAUCACAACACCAUCAGUUGAUAGCUCACACAUGCAUCCCUGCCGCCCAGACAUCACACAUCCAUCGAUGUGGCGAACCUGUGUUGCUGAGAUGGACGCGUAUUUGGUGCGUGCGGCCAGUGAUGAGCCGCACACGCACCAGGCUCAUCAUGGAUGCACUGCCCUCUGAGCAAGCACCAGCUGAAUCGCUCUCCGCUUCCGUAGGUGUGCGCUGCAGGUGGCCGAGGCACUCGUAAUACGUCACUGCAACACGGCCAUCCUCUGCAAUACACACACAAACGCAUCACGUUGCUUGCUGCCGCCUGUGUGGUGUGUUUACCUUCGACUGACGUGGUUGAAUAGAGCUCGCCACUCUCUGUCUGCACCCGUGCAAUGCAGCCAGAUGCAAGCGCCGUUGCUGCCUGCUUCGGAUGCGUCUUAGCUUGUGUAACCUUACUUACCUUCAGCUUAUCUGCAGCCCAGUGCUGCCCCGCCGGCACUCGACCAUGCACCAGACACAGAUACUCCUUUGACACCUGCACAAACCAAACACGCAAUCAGAUACUCACCCACACAUAAAACUCCCCUCUCGGCUCGUCUCGCUGGUACCAUCUGUGCGUCGAAGAGCAUACGCAGGAAGUGCCAUGCGGCAGGGAUCUUGGCCACGAUGAGAGCGCCUGACGUGUCGGCAUCCAGGCGAUGGGCAAUGCCGUAAUCGACAUCGCCAUUGCAAAGGAUCGGUGAGCCAUUCUUCGCCCAACACCACGCACGAGCUGCACACACAAGAAACACAAGAAGGUUCGGUUUGCGUGCAUCUCUAUCGCAAUGUGUCCAAUCAAGCAGACGGACCCAGCAGCAGGUGCAGUUUCUCUUGUUCGUCGCUCGCGACCAUCCUCUUGGCCUUGUCGAUAGCCACAGCUGGCUCCUCCGUCCAUAGGUCAGGUCUCCGCGAGUCCUCCCUUGGCUCGUCUGCCCUGCUGCCCUUCUCCCCUGCGGCCGGUGGCGGCAGCGAUGGCAGCACCGUCCAUUUCGGAGGCUUGUAGAGCACCCACCAGAGAGGCGACUCGUACAGCACUCGAGGGACGUCUUUCCCGGGCCCGUCACUCUGCAGGCAAGGACAUGGACACAUCAACGCUAAACCCCCCCAUCUCGUGGCCAUGCCUUAUUACCUGAUGCGCCCUCAUUUCGACAACAGGGGGGCAUCUCGCCAGAUGAUGCGCCAUCAUGUGGUCAGCCAGCAGAAUCGACGAGGUUGGCGCAUAGCGUUUCGUCUCGCCACCCAUGAGCCUGACCACCUCAUCCCGGCUGAUGUUGCCCUCUCGCAGUGCCCGAUCUGUCAGCGCCUCCCACAUCUCCGUCGGCAGGCCACCUGCCGUCUUGCCGUACGCCCAUGCAACUUUCGAUGCCGUCUUGCGGUCAGUGUGAACCAGCACCUUCUUGUCCGCGACGAUUGACCGAAUCCGAUCGAACACAGGGGCAUCGAGGCACCCAGCCGUCACCAAACUCCACACCACGUCGGCAAGGUUCCGCAAAGUGAAGCAUGCGGGGUCGCCCAGUGGGUCAGACGAGUCCAUCGCGAGCACGUCAAUAUCCCUCUCGCCAAGCCUGUGGUCAAUCUCGCUGGCGAUUUUGUCAUAAAACUGCGGAUCGGUGUGGCCUGUGGAUGCGGCGGCCCACAGGAGGGUGGUGAGGGCCAGGGGUGUGAAGGACGGCAGGUGGGAGAGCGACCACUCUGUCAGCUGUGUGAAGAAGGAGGGAUGGCGCAGACCAAGAGUGCCGUAUGCCCAUGCUGCAUUGGUGAAACACAUACAAUCGUGUGGUAUAUUCACAUGCGCAUGUGCGUGGUGUGGCUCACCGAUGGUUGCCAGGUCUCGUGGUGCAAAUGUGUCCCAGUCUCUCUCCUCCAUGACGUGAGUCGUGAUCAUCCCCAGCAGCUCCUCAUCACACACACCCGACCGGCCGAAUCCCCAACACGUCAAAGCCAAUUGCUGGACCACACACACACACACACACACACACGUCCAUCCGCACCUUUGGCCAUACAAGAGGCCUUAUCAUUCAUAUCACUGACCACGGGAGUGCACUUGGCGAGGUUUUUGGGCUUCCUCCAGAAGAACUGCGACACGAAGAAGAACGCCUCCUUGUUGACACACCCGGCCCUCGCAUACGCCCACGCAAGGGUCGCUGCGUCGAAUGGGGUCGUCUGCACGAGGUAGUCGGGGCCCUUCUCGUGCAGCAGGCGGGCCACUGCAUCGAACAGGGGUGUGGGGGGCGACGGGAGAGGCGCAUAUGCCGACAGCGAUCGGACCAUGUCGGUCAUGGACAUGGUGGGCAGCCGAGCAUGGAGGAUGCUGGGACAAGCCGACAGAUAGACAGACAGACAGGUAGGUGAGCAUGGACUCAUGAUGUGUGUAUGUGUGUGAGCGUACUCUGCGAUUUCAUUGAACAACGGUCGUUCCACAGCCUGUGGGCCGUACUUGGACCAGCCCGUGAGAAGGGUCACCACAGACUGACAGUGACAGCACAGAGAGCAUGCAAACGACGUACAUACAUGGAUGGAUCCGUGCUGUCGUCACCUUUGUGUUGUAAGCCGCCACUCUGCAUUUGGUCUCCUUUGUGGGGUUGUCGGCCAGCAGAAACGCAGAGAGCGUCUUGCAGUAGCCAGGGGGAUAAUACCUGCACUCAUCCACACAAUCAAAGAGACAGAGAGAACAGGAGCGAUCUCCUUGAACGGUCCCUCUUUCCCUUCUCCUUCUCUCUGGUCUCACCCAGCCCUUGCGAAUGCCAUGACCAUCGACACAGUGUCCCGCCUGUUCGGCUCGCUCGUGUCCCCCACCCUCUCCCUCUCCCUCUCUCUCAUGCGCCCAAGAUGGUACGCCAGCCGCCUCUCGGCCUCGUCGGCCGCCCUCUCAUACAGCACAGACACACUGUCCUGAUGGCCGCCUCUCGCGUAGCCGUAUCCCAGCACAGAGAAGCCCCACACAAGGUUCUGCAGUGGCUGGUGGUGGAAGGUGGAGAGCAUCUUGGUGCCGUCCCGGGCAACGCGCUGGCACAGGUGGCCGACGGGGCCGUGCUUGAGGGACGCUAAUUGGCCGGGCGAGAGGUGGCUUGCGAGGACGGCGAGGCCCCAUAUGGUGUUAGACAUGUUCUGGGGGAUGGCGCCUUCCAAUGGGUAGACGUCAGAGCUCGCGAAGGACGCCAGCCUGCACACAGACACACACAGGGGUGCAGACAUACAUACACGCAAUGCAAGGAGGUUGGCUGGUGCGCUCAGACAUACCAGUUGACGAGAUGGGCUGGCUCGGCCCAUUCUGGCGGGUCUGCCGGGUUGACGUCCUCGAUGAGCCUGCCGUACGCCCACAUGGUGUUGGAAAAACACUGGGGGGUGAGGGAGGCGAUUCGCGUGAGCAAUGAUGACUGGAUCGCCAGCAGCAGGGACGGAUGGCCCAGAUACUGUGAAUGGCCAAACGACCUGAGCCAACAAAAUAGGAUGGACAGAUGGUUCCCGGCGAUUCAGUUUCACCUCACCAAAGAAAGCUCGUGAGGCUUCUUGUCGAGAAUCCGUCAAUCAACGGCAUGGCGGCCUCGGCCAUGCGGUGGUAAAGCCUCUCCCCUACCUCUCCCGUCCUUCGACACACACUGAGUCGCGCCAGGCCCCAUGCAGUGUCGGUCAGCUGCAUGUGGUUGAAGACGAUCGACGGCAGCAGGGCGUCGAGGGACCGGCAGAGCGAUGCGAUCGACGUCGGGGCAGACACGGCCUGACACGGACAGAGAUGGGAAGGAGAGCAUGUCAUGGCUGCAAUCGACGUGUUGCUCUCUGUCAUCCUCACCCGAUAUUUGUAGUCCGGGUCGUCGUCAUCUUGCUUCGGUGACAGGCAGUAUCGGAACUUCCCCAGCCCCCACACCAUCGUCGACACGUCCAAUGGCUUCACGCCACCACGCCCAUGUCUUUCCCUCUCCACAUCUCGCAGCGUCGCCGACACCUUCUCCGUUGCCCACCCACACGCGUCGACCAGUGCGGCCUUUCCCUCGUCUGCCUUGGUGUCCUUGUGCCACUCGGCCACCUUCGCCAGCGCCCACACGAGGUUGGCCGCAUCACGAGUGUCCCACCGAGAGUCUUGUGGACGGCUCUCGUCCAUCUUUCUGAGCAGUGCAGUCGCUUCCAGGAGGAUUGCCGUGAUGGGCCGCCUCCACCCAUCGAGGGAAGAGGAUGCCUGAAGGACGGCCGUUGCCGACCGGUCGAAAGGGGGAUGACGGUCGUUGUGGGGCAUCAGCGGCGAGCCAUAGAGCCGCACAAUCCCGUAUACACAGCGGAUGACCGCCCCUCUGCUGACCGAAAAAGCGCUGCCGACCCGUUCACACGAAUUCUCCAGGGACCGAUGAAUCGCCAGAAGCAGUUCAGCCAUGCUCUCUUUAUCACGAUCAUCAACACGCUGAGCUGACGCCGACAGCUGCAUUAGCCGAUGCAGAGCGGAUGCAGCAAAGGGCAGGCUGAGAGGGAUGGUCGAGGCUGGCGAGAGGUUGCCCGACAGGUGGUCAAAGACCUGGUCGAUGGAGGAGGCUGCCGAGAGGUCAGCUUUUGGCCGCAGAGCCCGCCCAUCGAUUCUGCGUUUGCUGCCGCCGUUGGCAAAGGCUGGGCGGCGGUCAGAGAGGACCGUGACAGGGCGCCCCUUUGGCGCGUCGAGGACAUCUGUUGCAUUCAUUGACACACACACCAGAGACCACUCAUCCACGCUGCAGAUCUUUUCAUUCAUGUGUCAGUGUGGGUGCUGUUUAUGUCAGUCCAUCCAUGCGCACCUGUGAUCUUUGGCUGUGUGUGGAGAUCUGCAUGAGCAGAACUUGAUGACGAUGCGAAGGCGCGAUGUCGCGAAGCAGAAAGACGGAAAGAACGUACAGCUGGACGCAAUGGAUGCAUCCUUCCCCUCGAGCGGGUCUGCUUUCCCUCAGAUGCGCCGAUGGCGAAAGACCG
Messenger RNA from Vitrella brassicaformis, 5328 nucleotides. Lineage: Eukaryota; Vitrellaceae. The record is from the annotation of a GenBank genome assembly.